GUUUGAGGUCAUCUUCUGUGGCAGUGUGUAGGGGAGACCUGAAGAUCGUCUUAUGCCUCAGCUUGCCACAAACUGCAAACAGCAAAAUGAGUGUCAGGUGAUUCAUGGCAGGGGACGUGGAAGGGUUUAGCUCCUCCAUCCAUGACACCAGUGUCUCUGCUGGAUUCAGAGCACUGUAUGAGGAGGGAUUGCUUCUUGAUGUCACACUUGUCAUUGAAGACCACCAAUUUCAGGCCCAUAAAGCACUGCUUGCCACCCAGAGUGAUUACUUCAGGAUUAUGUUCACAGCUGAUAUGCGAGAACGAGAUCAGGACAAAAUCCAUUUGAAAGGUCUGACAGCUACAGGCUUCAGUCAUGUCCUCCAAUUCAUGUACUAUGGAACUAUUGAACUGAGUAUGAACACUGUUCAUGAAAUCCUUCAGGCUGCCAUGUAUGUCCAGCUUAUAGAGGUGGUAAAAUUUUGCUGCUCUUUUCUCUUAGCUAAAAUCUGCUUAGAAAACUGUGCAGAAAUUAUGAGACUUCUGGAUGAUUUUGGUGUAAACAUCGAAGGAGUCAGGGAAAAAUUGGACUCCUUUCUGCUAGAGAAUUUUGUGCCACUCAUGUCCAGACCUGACUUCCUUUCAUAUCUGAGCUUUGAAAAGCUCAUGUCUUACUUGGAUAAUGAUCAUCUGAGCAGGUUUCCAGAGAUAGAGCUGUAUGAAGCUGUUCAGGCCUGGCUACGCCAUGAUAGAAGACGCUGGAGGCAUACGGACACCAUCAUUCAGAACAUCAGGUUUUGUUUGAUGACACCAUCCAGUGUUUUUGAGAAGGUAAAAACAUCAGAGUUUUAUCGAUACUCCCGGCAGCUGCGACAUGAGGUUGACCAAGCCAUGAAUUACUUUCAUAGCGUUCACCAACAGCCUUUGAUGGAAAUGAAAUCGAACAAAAUUCGUUCUGCCAAACCCCAGACUGCAGUAUUUAGAGGAAUGAUAGGACACAGUAUGGUAAACAGUAAAAUUCUUCUCUUGCACAAACCAAGGGUCUGGUGGGAACUAGAGGGUCCUCAAGUACCUUUACGACCAGACUGCCUUGCCAUUGUGAAUAACUUUGUGUUCCUAUUAGGUGGGGAAGAACUGGGGCCAGAUGGUGAGUUUCAUGCUUCAUCCAAAGUGUUUAGAUAUGACCCAAGACAGAACACUUGGUUACGAAUGGCAGACAUGUCUGUUCCACGUUCUGAGUUUGCUGUUGGAGUUAUUGGGAGGUAUGUUUAUGCAGUGGCUGGGAGAACCAGGGAUGAAACGUUUUACUCAACUGAACGGUAUGAUAUUACUGAAGAUAAAUGGGAAUUUGUGGAUCCCUAUCCAGUCAAUAAAUACGGACAUGAAGGGACUGUGCUUGGUAACAAGUUGUAUAUCACUGGUGGAAUUACAUCAUCUUCAACUUCUAAGCAAGUGUGUGUGUUUGAUCCCAGUAAAGAAGGGACAGUAGAGCAGCGAACAAGGAGAACUCAAGUGGUCACUAACUGUUGGGAGAACAAAUGCAAAAUGAAUUACGCAAGAUGCUUUCACAAAAUGAUUUCUUAUAAUGGUAAGCUUUAUGUUUUUGGUGGUGUCUGUGUGAUUCUAAGGGCUUCCUUUGAAUCUCAAGGAUGUCCUUCUACAGAGGUUUAUGACCCAGAUACUGAUCAAUGGACUAUAUUGGCUUCUAUGCCAAUUGGUAGGAGUGGGCAUGGCGUAGCUGUUCUGGACAAGCAGAUAAUGGUUCUUGGAGGCCUUUGUUACAAUGGUCAUUACAGUGACUCGAUUCUCACCUUUGAUCCAGAGGAGAACAAAUGGAAAGAAGAUGAAUAUCCAAGGAUGCCGUGCAAGCUGGAUGGCUUACAAGUUUGCAGCUUGCACUUCCCUGAAUAUGUUUUGGAGCAUGUUAGACGUUGCAGCUAAAACAGAACAAACA
Messenger RNA from Charadrius vociferus (killdeer), 1932 nucleotides. RefSeq names its product kelch-like family member 15 (gene KLHL15). Gene Ontology annotation, molecular function: protein binding. The coding region runs from base 105 to 1919 and encodes 604 amino acids. Gene Ontology annotation, cellular component: nucleus; Cul3-RING ubiquitin ligase complex. The transcript has 3 exons. The record is from RefSeq and is a predicted model, not a curated record. Lineage: Eukaryota; Metazoa; Chordata; Aves; Charadriiformes; Charadriidae. Gene Ontology annotation, biological process: nuclear protein quality control by the ubiquitin-proteasome system; protein ubiquitination.